This is a messenger RNA of Portunus trituberculatus (swimming crab), 2454 nucleotides long. RefSeq lists its product as uncharacterized. The transcript is spliced from 7 exons. Gene Ontology annotation, biological process: DNA integration. The record is from RefSeq and is a predicted model, not a curated record. Lineage: Eukaryota; Metazoa; Arthropoda; Malacostraca; Decapoda; Portunidae. The coding region runs from base 124 to 2454 and encodes 776 amino acids. Gene Ontology annotation, molecular function: nucleic acid binding.
ACCUCCGCGUCUUUAUGGGCUUAGUGAACCAGCUGUCAGAGUUCACCCCGGACAUAGCAGCUGCAGCCCAGCUUCUUCGCCCUCUCUUGAGCCCUAAACGGACGUUCACUUGGAUAGCGGACCAUGAUGAAGCCUUCAACCAUGUCAAGACGGUGCUUCUCCAGCCGCCUGUUCUGGCCCACUUUGAUCCAGCGUUACCAGUCGUCCUCCAGACGGAUGCCUCCCGCCUUCAUGGGAUUGGGUACGCUCUCCUGCAAGAUCACGGCCAAGGAUGCACACGCCACCAUUGAGCUCGAGCUGCUUGCCGUUGUAUGGGCUAUGUCCAAGUGUCAGCUCCACCUCAUAGGCCUACAGCACUUCACGCUGAUGACGGACCAUCGGCCACUGGUCCCGAUCCUGAAUGCCUACACUUUGGACGCGAUCGAGAAUCCCCGUCUCCAACGUCUGAAGGAGAAAAUCUCGCCCUACCUCUUCACAGCCGUAUGGCGCGCCGGAAAGUUGCUACGCAUCCCAGAUGCUCUGUCGAGAGCCCCAGUCAGCCACCCGACUCCUGAGGACAAGAUGGCGUGCACUGCUGCCACUGCCCACCUGCGGUGUGUCGUAGCUGCCAACGCUGAAGGCUCCGACCAAAACACACCACACCAUGACGCCGAUCGGACGCUCCAGGAAUUCAGAGCAGCAGCAAGGGCAGACCUGUCAUAUGCCCACCUCACCGCCUGCGUGACAUCUGGCUUCCCGUCCAACCGGUACGAGCUCCACAGUUCCCUACUUCCCUACUGGAAGCUCCGCGAUCACCUCUACGCAGAUGGGGAGCUUGUCCUCUAUGGCCAGAGGAUCGUGGUUCCUGUAGCUCUCCGCCGCCGCACCCUUGCUCGUCUCCAUGACAGCCACCGCGGUGUGGAAGCCACUCGCCGUCGGGCGAGGCAGACUGUUUUCUGGCCUGGCAUUGACUCUGACAUCGCCAAUACUGUUCGUGCCUGUGAACCAUGUCAAGUCCUCCAGCCGAGCCAACAACAGGAACCCCUGAUGUGCGACGACAACCCAUCCAGGCCCUUUGAGUCCGUCUCCGCAGACUUCUUCACAGUCGCUGGCAAGUCCUUUCUUGUCAUUGCGGACAGACUCUCGGGAUGGCCUGUGGUCGUCCCAUGUGGUGCGGACACCACAGCCACACGCACCAUCCAGAUGUUCUGCCGCUAUUUCCGGGAAGUGGGUGUCCCCCUCCGUCUCCGCACUGAUGGCGGGCCCCAGUUUGCCAGUGCAGACUUCCAGAACUUCAUGGAGCGCUGGGGUGUUCACCACAUAGUGACUUCGCCGCACUAUCCCCAGUCUAAUGGCCAUGCUGAGGCGGCUGUCAAGUCGGUGAAGCAUCUCAUCUUGAAGACAGCCCCCUCCGGCAACAUUGAUACGGAGGAGUUUGCCAGAGGUCUCCUGGAGCUGCGUAACUCUCCCAACUAUACAGGACGGUCCCCUUCGCAACACCUCUAUGGCCACCCUCUUCGGUCCUGCGUCCCUGCCCACCCAGAGUCCUUCUCCGCAGACUGGCAGACCAAGACGGAGGAAUGCGACCGCCGCGCUGCCGCCCGAGCUGAACAGGUGCAGGCUCACUAUGACCAGCACGCCAGGCCCCUCCCCAAGCUGUGCAUUGGAGCCACAGUCCGCAUCCAGGACCCUGUGUCUCUCCGCUGGGAUAAGGUCGGUGUGGUCAUGGGCUGCAGCAGGAACAGGGAAUAUGAUGUUCGUCUCCCCAGCGGACGUGUCUGGCGACGCAACCGCCGUCUCCUGCGCCCAGUGCCGCCCCAUGGUGAUGAUCCUACCCACCAUAUCCCUGUGGUCCCUUGGUCAUACGAGAAAAGUCCGUCUGCUUUACUUGCUCCCCCAGUUGCAACACGUCGUUCCCAGCGGCUCAUGGAAAAGAGUUCCGUUCGAGACAGUGCUACGAGCGUGAGGGGAGGUGUGCUACCCAACACCACAGUAAGUGCAUUUAGUUUUGUGGGAAGCAGGAGAGUUGUCUUAAGAGAGCAGGCUGAGACUGCCCCCUUGAGCUGUGAGACACUAUGGGAAACGCUCAAGUUCACCAUUUCCAACCGUGAAUUCCUUUACAUCAAAGUUACUCCAAUGUUUAGUGGGACGGUAUGGACCGAGGCUAAUGGUUGCAUCAUCGUGAGCUACGAGCUUCCUGUUGGUUCUCAUGAGGUGGCUGACCUGGCCCGCGAGACGUCAUCUUUAGGUCUGAGUAGAAAGGAAGAUUCCCCUCCACAUGGGCCUCCCACAGCAGUCUCCUGUUCUGGGAGAUCUUCCGAGGGACGCAUUUCUGCAGCAUACUCACACUCUGCUUCAUUGGCUGCUCGCUCUUCAGCUGAGUCUGCCUGUCCGAAGACAACACCUCCUGCUACCUCUCGCUCUGUUGUGGUGGGUGAUCCUGUUCAUUUGGCCAAUAGUGUGAAUAACCAAUGA